AUGUGGGAGGUGCUUCCCACUCUCCCGGCCCCACAGGUUCCCCCACCCGCCGGCAUCCACGGGACCCCCUCCAUUCCCAUCAUGCUGCUCCAGAGCUCCUGGGCUGUGCUGCUCCUCUGCGCCACUGCUGGGUUUUGGGGGUGGCUGGGCCUCGCUGCCCACCCAGAGAAGGAGGAGCUCUGGGAGACCUGGAUGAGGUCAGCUCUGGAUGAGAUCCCCGUGGCCCAGCUCGUGCAGGACAUCGCCCACCGGAUGGGGAAUAUGAGCAGCCGUGGAGCUGCAGAGCUCCAGGGAGGACACCAGGUUGUCCCAUCCAACCUCCAUCAGGAGCAGGAAAGACCUCAGGAUGUUCAUCCUCAGCCAGAGAGCAUCCUGGUCCUUCAGGAGGUGAUGGAGAAGCUGCAGAAGGUCAACCAGAGCCUGGAGCUGGUGCUGACAGCCUUGGAAGAUGCACAAAGCCGGCUGGAAAAGCACCUGGAGCACCUCAAAGCCAUCCCUGACCCAGAUGGUCAGAGCCAAAGUGUCACCUCCUCCUGCAUCCCACACAGCUCAUACUUCACGCUCCUGGUUCUCCCACUGGUGCCAGCGUCAUUCCAGGCCAUCUUUCUCCUCCUCUUCCUCGCUUCCAGCGCCCUCGGCAUUCCAGCAAUCUCCACUCUCCUGGUCCUGGCUGCAGCAGGGCACUGGCUGCUGGCAUCCGGCUGCCGUGGUGCCGGAAGGAUCCGGCCAGUGGUUCCCCGGGAAAAGGCUCGGUACCGGCUCACCUCCACCCCGGAGAGGGAAUGUGACAUGGAGCUGCUGCAAGAGGAGUUGGACAGGAUGGAGAUGAGCUGCCUGCAGAAUGAGAGGUGCCCACAAGAGCCUUCACACCUGGAGCAGCCCCAAGAAGUGGCCAGAGACAUUCCCAAAUUCACAGGGCAGGUGUCACCUGACCCCGAUGGCCAGAGGACAACACCGAGCUCCUGUGGGGUGACACCGGAGCCGGUCAUGGAUGCUGGGAAGCUCCUGGAGCCCAAAGCUUGCACCCCAAGGGCCAACAUGUCCCCGUGCCAGGGCCUCACCAGGGCUGGGCAGCGGUGCCGGAAGAAAGCGAUUCCCGGGCUGGAAUUCUGCCACAUCCACACCACCAGCAGUAGCUCGGCCAUGGAUUCAUCCCCCCGUUUUUGA
This is a messenger RNA of Melospiza melodia melodia, 1167 nucleotides long. Its product is annotated as protein brambleberry-like. The record is from RefSeq and is a predicted model, not a curated record. The transcript is spliced from 11 exons. NCBI's taxonomy places the organism in Eukaryota, Metazoa, Chordata, Aves, Passeriformes, Passerellidae. Bases 1 to 1167 code for a protein of 388 amino acids.